UGAAACUGGCGUUGUAUAUCCUGCUGGGAGUGUCAUUGCUGUGUGUCGUUACCUCAUCCAUGCUUAUCCAUGGUGUUAGGAGGAAGCGACGUGGUCUCCUCCUGCCUUACAUUGUUCAGGAAGUUAUCAACAUCAUCAUCUUCAUUGUCUUGAUCAUUGGAACUUUGGUUAUAGUUGGUACUCAUCAGAUUAUUGUCUCUGCAGUCGUUGGAGUUAUAGGAGGAAUUUUGAUUCAUCUUUACUUCAUGCUUGUCGUCAUCUCUCAAUACCAAGCUCUUGGGCUCAUUCGCAUGCAUGAGGAGAUCAUUUUCAAGAAAUUUACAAAACAUUCAGUAUUUCUCUCCAGUGAACCUCAUGAUAAUUAG
This is a messenger RNA of Penaeus vannamei (Pacific white shrimp), 365 nucleotides long. Lineage: Eukaryota; Metazoa; Arthropoda; Malacostraca; Decapoda; Penaeidae. The record is from RefSeq and is a predicted model, not a curated record.